UAAUCAUGUUGGCAGUUUGUGUCCUCACUUUCAUCGCGAUGUCGAUUACCGCAGUCCCGGCCACGACCCAGGCCACGACCCCGACCCCGACGACUACCCCACAGCCUCCUAAUGGAAUUCCCCAAUGUGCAAUCUUAGAGUGCCCCGUCUAUACUACAUUAGAAGAAUUUGGUUCAAAUAUGUGGAAGAGACGGCUCGAACCACCAGGAGUUUGGGCGCGUAAGGUCGCUCCAACCUGCAGCCUAUCUGCUGUAACAGGUCUAGCCUUUUUUGACCUCCAUAACUACUUUGUGGACAACGGGAUUAAUAAAACAACACCAAUCACUGUGAGAGUCUCGGAAAACACAGCCGCGCCAUCUUCGUGUCCCGAUCAAUCAGAAUCUUUCCCUUGCUGUGACAAAAGCUACGCACUUCUCUUCUACAUCCCUGCAGCUUCGCAAGCAACCGCCCCACCCCCAUCACAGGACUCUGGGAUUGAGCUAGAUUACUUGGAACACCCUCUGGAGUACUACGGCAUCACCUUUGGUGGGCGACCGUUCAAUCACAAUGCGACUGAGAAAUACGAACAGCUUUCUGAAUACCUUGACGAGCAGGGCUUUCUAUACGAUACAACCACUUACUUUGUUGAAGCUUAUGACAAACCAUGGGACCCUCAGCCUUAUCGAAAUGAAAUCCGUAUUUUUAUCUAGAAACCCAGAAGGAAUGAUAAUAAUGAAGGCACCGACAGCCCAAGAAAACCAAUGAGAUCGCAGUGGGCGUGGUGGUCGUCAAAGACGCAACGUCGACGACCUUCCCAUCACCGAUCUCAUUUCGUUUUGAGAUGGUCGGCAAACGACUCCAACCAAGAUUCUAAUGAUUUUAUGUCAUUUCAUUUCAUUUCUUUCGUCAUGCACAUAAUGAUAAGAUUAGCUAAAGGAUAAAACAUAAGAAAAACCGGAAAGCACUUUUUUGGGGUUACAUUUUCAAGGUGUAUAAUCAAAUAGUUUGCUAUCUUAAUUUAUUAUGAGAUAAAUACAGUGCUUUGCUGUUUAAGUAGUGUCGAAAUACAUCAUAUUUUUAACCAUUUCCAAGGCGUAUAAUCAUAAAGUAGUUUGCUAUCUUAAUUUAUUAUGAGAUAAAAUACUAUGCUUUGCUGUUUAAGUAGUGUUGAAAUACAUCAUAUUAUUAACCAUUUCCAAGGCGUAUAAUCACAAAGUAGUUUGCUAUCUUAAUUUAUUAUGAGAUAAAUACAGUGCUUUGCUUUUUAACAAUUGGUGAUUGGUUGUGAGAAAAAGAAAUAUAAUUAUUACAAUAAAAGUACCUAGCAGUCAGUGAUUGAGCUACUGUUAUUAAUAUUAGUACUGCACUGUUUGAGGUAUAGUGUUUACGUGUAAUAUACAAACAUGACUUGCUUGACUUGACGUAAUCCUAAUGUCGUUCUCUUUGAUAUAUUUUUUCUCGGAUUGGUAUUGGACUUUGUUUGGGCCUAUUGAUUAAUAAAUACUUCUACCCGUAAA
Strongylocentrotus purpuratus (purple sea urchin) is the source of this 1496-nucleotide messenger RNA. RefSeq lists its product as uncharacterized. The transcript is spliced from 5 exons. Lineage: Eukaryota; Metazoa; Echinodermata; Echinoidea; Camarodonta; Strongylocentrotidae. Bases 6 to 689 code for a protein of 227 amino acids. The record is from RefSeq and is a predicted model, not a curated record.